AUGGGUGUACGUCCAUGCGAUAUUUCCAGGCAACUUUUGGUAUCUCACGGUUGCGUUUCGAAAAUUUUAAGUCGUUUUUACGAAACAGGUUCAAUUAGACCAGGAUCGAUCGGUGGGAGUAAAACAAAGGUUAUUUUUUUAUAUAUUUUUAAAAAAAAUUCUUUUCAUGUAACAACACCCACGGUCAUAAAAAAAAUACUUAAAUUUAAACAAGAAAAUCCCGGGAUGUUUGCAUGGGAAAUCAGGGAUCAGCUUUUGACACAAAAAAUUUGCGAUCCUGCAACAAUACCAAGUGUAUCUUCGGUCAAUAGAAUAUUACGAAACAGUGGAAUAUGUUGUAAUACGGAUAUUCAAAUCCCUUCAUCGGGAAAUCUAUGGCAAAAAAUCUCUGGAGAAACGGAUAAUCCUCCAAAUUUACAUUCGAAUUAUUUUCCGAUUUCGCCAUCAUGUCAAAUCCCCCAGUACUCAAUACCAAUGAAACUUCAACAUUUAAAUUCGACGAGUAUUUUUUCCGAACCGGAAAUGCGAAGAAAUGUUAGACCACAAAAUGAAACAUAUUCCUGGAGUCAACAGUGUAAAUUUGGACCUUUUGUUGUAAGCACAGCAACCGGAUAUUCAUACAAAAGCGGAGAAAAUGAAUCGAAAAAUAAUAAUUUUGUGUAUGAAUCAACGGAUGACAAAGAAGAAAAUAAAAAUAUAGUGACAAAUAAGUGUAAUGAAUUAAAUAAUAAAUAA
This is a messenger RNA of Pediculus humanus corporis (human body louse), 735 nucleotides long. RefSeq lists its product as uncharacterized. Gene Ontology annotation, molecular function: DNA-binding transcription factor activity, RNA polymerase II-specific; RNA polymerase II cis-regulatory region sequence-specific DNA binding. The record is from RefSeq and is a predicted model, not a curated record. Gene Ontology annotation, biological process: anatomical structure development; regulation of transcription by RNA polymerase II. The coding region runs from base 1 to 735 and encodes 244 amino acids. NCBI's taxonomy places the organism in Eukaryota, Metazoa, Arthropoda, Insecta, Psocodea, Pediculidae. The transcript has 5 exons.